AUGGCAGAGGAGUCAGCUUACGGAUUUCCGGGACUUGAGGAAUCUAAGAAGAUUCUACAGGGUUUGGGCGGCGACACCAUCCUUCGAGCCGACUCGAAGAAUGAAUACGGUCGUACGCCGCUCUCGUGGGCGGCAGAGCAAGGGCACGAGGCGGUAGUAAAGCUACUAGUCGAGCGGGACGACGUUAAAGCCAACUUAGAGGACAAAACCGGGUUUACGCCGCUCUUAUAG
Messenger RNA from Coniosporium apollinis CBS 100218, 231 nucleotides. RefSeq lists its product as uncharacterized. The record is from RefSeq and is a predicted model, not a curated record. The transcript is spliced from 2 exons. The coding region runs from base 1 to 231 and encodes 76 amino acids. Gene Ontology annotation, molecular function: protein binding. Lineage: Eukaryota; Fungi; Ascomycota; Dothideomycetes.